CCUGUAUUACAAACACACCUAUACAUAUGAAAGAAAAACACAUUACGAGAAUCAGAGCACGGCAGAUAAAGGUAGCGAUCGCGAUCAUAAACCUUUGAAUGUAGGAUCUACUAAACCUAUCUUAUACAAAAUGCCCUAUAUCAUAAAAAUCCGUAGAGACUGUAAGUGUAAGGGCUGUUUUCUACUCGUAUAAACGUUAUAGUGAUUUAAGCAAAAUAUCCAAGAGCUUGGCAGCUUGCUUUAUUCUUGCUAUAUGCAACAAGUCGACAAUGGAUGCAAAUGUUAAAAAGCAGUGCUUUUGUAUGAGUAUGACAGACCUUCCUAAUGAAGCUUUGUAUUUGAUCUUUGAAAGAUUAAGCUCAAAACGUGACCAGGAAUCUUUUGGACUAGCCUGUCACUAUUUUCUUGAUAUUCAAAGUUCAAGCCGUAAACACUUGGAACUUAAUUUCUAUCCGUGGUCAAGAAUUUCCUCUCAUCCUGUCUUUGGCAUUGAUUUUGUUGCCCUUGACAAGAUGUUUAAUCGUUUUACGAAAUUAGAGUCGUUGUGCUUGAAAAGUUGCUAUGAUAUCUCAGAUUCUGGUUUAUAUCAAUUGCAAAAAAAUGGGUCUAAAUUGCAGUGUCUUUAUCUUGAUUUUUGUAGCGACGCCACUGACAUAGGACUCGUUUCUGUUGCUUCUACCUGUCCAUUUUUGUCCGCAAUCAGUUUAUGGAGUUGUUCUUCUGUUAGUGAUCAUGGAUUGGAAAUCUUAACAAAGUCAUGUAAAUCUUUAAAAGAAGUGCAUCUUGGAUGGUGCGAUAACAUAACCGACAUCGGGAUUUUAUCUCUCAACCAAAAUUGUCGUCAACUUAGAACACUCGAAAUAUCUUGGUGUGUCAACAUUAUUGGUAUAGGCUUCCAAGGGAUGUCUCCUACCUUAAAUUGCCUAGAAGUCAAUAGUUGUGCGUUCGAUCCUAAAGCUCUUACUAAAUAUGUAGGUGGAGGGUGUCUCGAGUAUUUACGCAUUUCUUUUCCUUAUAAGUUAGGACCGGCUAGAGUUGGUUUAGGAUUUGCUUUAAAUCUUAAAAUCCUCGACUUUAGAGACUGCAAGCUCGUCAAGGAUGAUUUGAUUAUGAAAAUUUCAAUGGGGUGUCCAAUGCUGAAAGAGUGGAACUUAUCAUUUUGUGACAAUAUUGGGUUACCUGGUUGGGAGUGGAUUGGUUUGUACUGUCAAAACUUGGAGAAACUUCAUGUGCACAACUGUGGAAACCUCUGUGAUCAAGGAUUACUUGCUGUGGGUAAUGGUUGCCGACUCCUAUCCGUCAUAUACAUAAGUGAAUGCUGCCAAAUUACUCAAUCUGGGAUUGAAUCUUUUAAGAUGCAGAGAGAGGAUGUGGACAUCAACGAGAAACGACUCUCAUCAAUUGCACCCAGUUGGGCAUUUACGUUUAAGGUGUAGGAAAAAUAUAUUGAAACGGGUAGAAAAAAAUGUAUCAUUGUUAUUCUGACUUGUGUAUUAUGAUAAAUAAUAUGUAUGUCUAAGAAUUUGAACUUGAGAACUUCAA
Molecule: messenger RNA, 1542 nt
Organism: Erigeron canadensis
Lineage: Eukaryota; Viridiplantae; Streptophyta; Magnoliopsida; Asterales; Asteraceae
Product: F-box/LRR-repeat protein 12-like
Exons: 2
Coding region: 270-1436 (388 amino acids)
Biological process (GO): SCF-dependent proteasomal ubiquitin-dependent protein catabolic process
Cellular component (GO): SCF ubiquitin ligase complex
Molecular function (GO): protein binding
Source: RefSeq, a predicted model, not a curated record